AUGUAAUUAAUUAUGCUGAUGCAACCUCUUUUUAUGAUAAUUGAAAAUGGAAUAGAAGAGUGGAAUCCUGAUUAUUCUUUUUUACAUCUAAUUACCUUAUUGAUAUUCAGAUAAGAUGUGCUUCUUUUAGAUUAUGACAUUGCUUAUACUAGAGUAUAUUUAGUAGUUUUGAUAAUAUUUACAAUUCAAAAAGCAUGGCAAUUUACCAUAACAUAUUUACUUUAUCGAAUAAAAGAACGUGAGCGGUAAUUUUAGAAGAUGGAAGAAUGUACUCCUUUGAGAAUUUCAUUAAUAAUACUUGCAGUAUAUACAUAAUUUUCAAUAACAAUAUUGCACUUAAUAUUUUCAACUCUCUGUAUAAUUAGUUUUGCUUUUUGUAUUAAAAAUGGAUAGGAAUAUGUUCAUCUAAUUUUGUCUUUACUGACAUAUAUUCUUUGGUAGGUUGAUUAUUUAAUUACAUAUACUAUCUUCAGUACAUCUUUAACAUUUAAGCACAAUUUUUUAGAUAUCUCAUAAACUACACUAUUUACUUAUUUUGCCUAUCUUUUUUAGUAAUUACAAAUUGUAAUUUUUUGUAUUUUAUAAAAUCAAAAUAGUGUAAGAUUAUCAAAUAUUAUACUAAUGUUAUUUGAUAUACUAUCAUAAAUAGUAAAUCAAUUUUUAUUUUAAACUUAUAUCUUCAAAGAAUCACGAUAAAUAUUAUAUUUCACUUGUUCAAUCAAAUUUGUUUUAUGUUUUUAUUAUUUGGGGAAAUCAAUCGAUUAAAAAUAAAUGUUUGAAUAUCUAAUAAUUCCAUUAUUGUUGUUACCAAUAAUAUAUUAUGGACUCAUUUCAAUUGAUAUUAAAAUUCAUUAUGAGUCAUUUGUUAAUAUAUUCAAAGAAGAACCAAAUCUUAAUAAACUUGUGUAUUAAUUGAAACUUAUCUUAAAUUAAUGUGAUAUAGAUAAAUAAAUGAUUCCUUUAAAAUCAUCUUUAAUUAAUAAAUCUCAUCGUUAGUAAUGUCAUAAUUAAUUAUGUAUAUGUUCAAAUAAAAUAUUUAUAUCUGAAAUUUCAUAAGCAAAUGCCAUAACAUAAACUAUUUUAAAGUAAUUUAUUUAUAAUAAAAUUUCAUUUAUAUUACAUUCCAAAGAAGCACAAAAGAGUCACUAAUAUAAUUAAUUAGUAAUAGUACAAACUUUAUUAUUAUAUGAUUUUGGUUGGCUAACAGACUCAAUUAAAAAUCUCACUUAAUUAUUGAAUUGUUAAUUUAAUAAUUAAAAUUUUGUUAUAAGAAAGGAAAUAUAAAGAAAAAUUGUUUAUGAUGAAUCUUGUAAUGAAACAUCAACAAGGAAAGAUAAAUCUGAUGAACAUUAAACAUAAUUCAUUAGAUUAAAAGUCUAGAUUAGUUUAAUUGAUUAAUGUAGAAUUAAUUAUAUUCUAUAUUUAGCAAAGUUUAAAUUAAAAUCAUAACUUGGAACAUCAAUGCAUGCUUAUUAAUAAUUAAUGGUAACAGAUUUUAUUCAAUCAUUUCUUACUUAUGAUUUAUCUCUAAAAUAAAUAUAAACAUAGAUGAUGGAGGCUAUUAAUGAUAAAAUUGAAUUUUAUUAUAAAAUAAUAAAGGAUGAAAAAUAAAAUUUAAAUGUUUUAGGAAAAUGUACUAAAGAAAUAUGUUUUAAACUUAAUAAAGUUAAAAAAUAACUUAAAUAAAUAUUUGCAGCAUAUCCAUGUUCUAGUAUCUAAAGAUGUAUAUGUUUUUUUUAAUGUGAAUUAUUAAAUAAUUAUUAUGAAGCCAAUAAAACAUCUACACUUACAUCUAUGUAGGAUGAUAAAAUGUUUAGAAAUAAGAAAAUAACUAAUUAUGACAUAUAAGUUGAUUAGACUGCCUAUGCUAUAUUAUCAAUUAAAGGAGAGUUAGAUGAUUUCCAUAUAGAAUAAGUGUCUUCUUAUUUUUUAAAAUUGAUUGGUAAAACAUCAAAUAAGGAUAUCCAUUUUUUUUAAUUAUUACCUCGUUUUAUGAAGAAUUGGCAUCCUUCUUUUAUUCAUAAUUUUUUUAAUGAUGGAUAAUCACGAUAUUAUAAGAGUUUUAAUUAAAGUUUUAUUUCCACAAAUACUGGAUUACUUAAAACUGUUUAUUUAUGUUAUGAUAUCACUAAAAUUUUAUCAAAUUAAAAUCUUGUAUUUGCAGCAUUUUUAUAAGAAUUACCUGAUUAAAAAUGUUUUUUAUUAUCAUAUGGAACAAAUUAAAGAUUAACAUUUUCAGAGAAUUUCUUUAAAAAGAUAGGAUUUCAUUAAAAAAUAAUACUUGGACUCCCUUAAGUAUUGACAAUAGUUAAUGGACUCUAUUUAUAAUAUUUAAUACCUUCAUUUCCAUAAGGAGAUAUAGAAAAUGAUACAUUUUAAUUAAAUACAGAGAUGAGAUUUUUGGAUGAUAAACAUUUAAAAGAUAUAUAAAAUGAAGGAGUAGAUUUAGGUAUGUAUAUUUUAGAUCCUAAAUAAUGGUAAAAGGAAGAUUAAGUAUAAUUUUAUUCAGUUUCAAUAAUUGUUACUAAAAGACAUGUAAGUUAAUAAUCAUAUUUAUUAAUUGAAUUUUCAACUAUUACAAAAAUAGCUAAAAAUUUAACUGAAAAUUCUAAAUUUUAAACUAUUUAAAAUAAUGAUAUAACAUCACUUUAAUCUUAAGAAGCUGAAUUUAUUAAUGAUAGUUUUGCAUCAUUAAUGAAUUUGAGUGAUGAAGCUGAACCAAAAAAGGUAAAUAUUUUUGAUGUAAGAAUGAAAGAAUUUCUAUAAAAUGAAAUAUAAGAUGAAGAAGCUGCUAAUAUUGUUUCAUAUAGGAAAGAUGAAUUUUAGAAUAAUGUAUUUCCAUAAAGUCAUAGAUUAUUACUUUCAGAAAGAAAAAAAGAAAUUUAAUAAGAAUUUUAUAAUAUAGAAUAGAUGCGUAUGGAUUCAUUAAAAUAAUCAUCAAUUUAUGAAUCUCAUAAGUAAAGACCAAUAGAACAUAAUGUUAUUGAUGAAAUAUAAUCAUAAUAAUCUUCAGUAGGUGGUGUUAAAGAAUCUUAAUUAUUUAAGAAAUUUGAAAUGAUAGAGAAGAUAAUCAAGAAAAAGAAAUUUGAUAAAAUGUCAGUAUAUCUAAUAUUACUUUUAUUACAAACAGCUUUCUUUAUAUCGUUUGCAUUAAUUGUAAUAACUUUGAUAUCAACAGAAUUGCUUAUGUUUAUAUAAGAGAUAGAUAUGAUAUCAUUACAUGCAAGUAUAAUGGCACCUCAUGAUUUAUAUCUAUCAAUUAAAGUAACAAUAUCAGCAUAUUAAUAAUAAUAUCGUGAAAAAUAUAUAGAUAAUGCAACCUUAUAUAAAUUGAUAGAUCCAUUGUAUUAAUUUAAUGCUCCAUAUUAUUUUGAUUUGCAAAAUAAUUUAUUUGAUGUAUUGUAGAAUGAACAUUUAUCAGCAUUCUUUACUGACCAAUAAGUUACAGUAUAUUUUAUGGGUAAUAAUGAUUCUGUAACAUAUUCAAAGGAAAUGUCUUUUAGAGAGGAAUUGUUAGCAAUAUUACAUGCUUAAUAUUAAUUUAAACGAGUUUUUGAUGCUCGUAAAAAUGCAAAUGGUUAAGCUUGUUAAGUACUACAAUUUGCAAAUUAUUUUAAUUUAUAAGAUAAAUUAGAAGAAUUAACAGAUGAGAUUUUGGAAUAUUCAAAAAAUAGAAGUUUAGCAGCUGCUGAUUAAUGGUUUAUCAUAUGGUUAAUUUAUUAAUUGAUUGCUAUUUGUAUUGGACUUACUACUUUAUUUUAUAAAAGAAGUAUAUUGAAAACAUAUGAGAAAUUAUUAAGUUUAUUUUAUUUUUCAGAUAAAAAUUCACUUGAAUAAGAAAUAUAGAAAUUAAAAAAUUUGAAUACUUUAAUUUAAUAGAAUUAAGAUUUGUUAUCAAAAUAUGAUUUUAAUUUUAGAGAAAGAGAAGAAUUAGUAAAUAGAAAGAAGAAAGAAAGUUAAUCAAUAAAAUAAGAGAAACCAAAAAAGUAAGGUGAGCAAAAGUUGUAAAAAAUUAUACCAAUAAUAGCCUUUUUUUGCAUUUAUAUCUACUUUUUAGUAUAUUCUGUGAUUAUUCAUGAAGAAACUAAGAUCUAUUUGACAAAAUAUAAAUAGACAACUGAUUUUUAUAGAUUAGUUUAAGAUCUUAGAUUUAGAAGUGGGAAUAUUUAUGUUUAUAGAGAAAUCUUUUUUAGAUGGUCUAAUUUUACAUACUUAAAUAAAUCUGAUUUAAAUCGUUUAUAUGGUUUAGUUGAGAAAUCUUAGAAUGUAAUGUAAAUUUAUGUGAAUGGUUUAUCACAACAAUAAAAUGAUGAAUACUUGUUUUCAACUAAUUAUAUCAAUUUUAUAAGUUAAGUGGAGAAUUCAAAUCUUUGUAAUUUCAUAGAUUCAGUAAAGUAUUUAAUUUACAAUAGAAGUACCUGAAUCUAACUCCUUAUUGUGAAUAUGCCUUGGAUGGAGUCUUAUAGAAAGGAAUGAUACCUAGUUUGAAUUACAUAUCUUAAUCAAUUCGAAGUUAAUAGGAAAUUAACAAUUUUACAAAGAGAGCAGAAGUCCAUUUUUAUGAAUUGGAAGGAGCUUAGGUAAUUUGUUUAGCCUUUCAGAAUGUAUCAGAAUAAUUAAAAUAAAGUAUGAUAGAAUUGACUCAAAGUUUUAAUUAAACAAAUGAGGUAUGUAAAAUUAAUGAAUAUAUAAUUAGGUUCUAUCUUACUUAUUUUUACUAUCUUAAUUAUUAUUUUCAAUUAUUUUUGUGACAUGUUUUAGAAGACUAUUAAUUACAGAAUUCACUAUGUAUAAGAAAUCUCUGUAAUUAAUUCCUAUUCAAGUAUUGUUAGGUGAUGAUUCUUUAGAAAGAGCUUUGCGUCAAUUUGAAUUUACAGAAAAAAUAUGA
Messenger RNA from Paramecium pentaurelia, 4888 nucleotides. NCBI's taxonomy places the organism in Eukaryota, Ciliophora, Oligohymenophorea, Peniculida, Parameciidae. The record is from the annotation of a GenBank genome assembly.